UCAGAUUUCCCUCUUUUCCCUUCAAACCUCACCAAGAAGAACAAAGAGAACCUGCUAAAGGAUUCUAUGUUAAGAAGAAAAGAGAAAAUAAGCUCAGAUUGUGGAUCCAUUAAUGAUAACUUAAAUGUUGAAAGUGCCUUCCUACAGAGAUUAACAGUAGUGGCCCCAAGAAGUUUGAGACCCCUGGUUCAUAGACCCUCCUUACCAUAGUAACCCUACGUAAGGCCCAACGAAAGACAUGAAGUUUCUUCUGCUGUUGAUGUGUCUCUGUCUGACAGACGAUGCAAACUCACAGUUGAUUUGUUCACAUCAACCAAUCACAGCCCUGGCUGGUGAUGAUGUCAUUCUACAAUGUCACCUUGAACCUCCCAUCAGUGUUUCUGAUGAGACAGUGGAGUGGACCCGACCUGAUUUAGACCCAAAGUACAUCCACUUUCACCAGGAUGGACGACUGAUGUUUGACCAUCAAAACCCAUCUUAUUAUCUCCGCACGAGACUGUUUAUGGAUGGACUGAUGAAAAGAAACGUCUCCAUGAAAAUCUUCAAAGUGAAAGUUUCUGAUACAGGAAGAUACCAAUGUGCCCUUCCCUCAUUACAGAAGGAAGCUUCCAUCCAGCUCAUUGUUGCACAGUCUGAUGUGAUUGGCUCAGACAAACCAGUUACAGUAACAGUCGGUGAUAACGCCAUUCUGCCAUGUCACCUGGAGCCUCCAUCCGACAUGAGGACUCAAACGGUGGAGUGGAAACACAAUGUGAUAAAACCAUCGUGCAUGUCUACUAGAAACAGGAAGGACUAUCUAGAUCUUCAGGAUGAGAACUUCAGAGGUAGAACAUCUGUCUUCCAUGAAGAAAUGAUCAGAGGAAACAUUUCACUAAAACUGACCAACGUAACUGAACUAGAUGCUGGAAGUUUCACCUGCAAUGUUCCUAAACUGCAAAGUCAGGUCAGGAGAGGCUUCAUUAACCUCACUGUUGAGCCAGAGGAGAGCAGGAACAAAGGAGGUCAGACUGAUGAUAUCGGUGGUGGCACUGGUAAUAACACUUGUGCUAUAACUGGCAUUGUUGUUGCUGUCAUUGCUGUCGUUGUAGCAGUUGCUGUAUUGUGGAUGAAACGUAGAAAGAUCAGACAAGAGAGAGAAUAUCUUCCAGCACAGAGGGACAAUGCUGAAGCAAUCCCGUUGGAAUAAUGACAGAAAAAUCAGGUACCUCCAGUAAAACAUCCUGGUUGUCACGAUUCUGAGGCUGAACCCAAAAGCAGACUGAGACUGGUUGUAGUGAACACAAAGUCUUUAAUUAUGGUCUGGAGACUGGCUGAAGUCUGGGGUUUGAGUCCUGUGAUGAAGGUGGUAGAGGCAAACUGGUGCAGAGAGCUGGCAGACAGGCAAAUCUGGUAGCAGAGGAAACCGUUAUAAGAAUUCGGUAAGCUGGCUAACAAGUUCAAAGGAGGUGAAGCGAGACACACAACAUACUGGGUGUGGUACAACGAUCCAACAGGGACUGGAUGUCAGCCAGGCUUCUUAUAGUGGUGAGGUGCAGUCUUGAUUGAAGGCAGGUGUGCUUGAUUGUGGGUGAGCAGCAGGUGAGUGGAGACAGAGAGAGAGGACAAGGGGGGAAGAACAAGCAGACAAACCCAACAAGAAACAACCUCACUAACACCAAGGUAGAAAACAAAACCACAUAAUCCCACAAUCACACAGCAGGAGUGAUGAUAGGUUAAUCAGAAAAAAUAACCAACAUGCACAUUAAGCAAAGAUAACAAUGUUCUGAUGUGAAAUGUCAGAAUGUGUUUUUCUAAAGGUUCCUACAGUCAGUACAGACUGAAGUUAUGUGAGAGCUUUUCCUUUGUAUUCACCAUAAACUGGAUGAUCCUGUUUGACCUCAUGGUGGCGCUGUGUAUCAUUAAGUAUCAUCUGCAAGUACUCAGUGUGCAGUAAAAUGUUCCCUGUCACUGUUUUACUUUUAUAAAUGAUGUUUUUGGUUUCAUUUUUUUUACUGCAUUUCACUGUUGUAGAUAUUUAUGGUUGAACUCAUUUGAAGUACUUUGUGGGUCAGUACAGAGCAGAGUUAUGUUUGAAGAAGAAAUACAGACCAUUUCAUCCAGAACUUCUUUCUAUGUGAAUGUUGAUUGUGUAAUAUUCUUGAUUGAAAUGCAGCUGCAGGGAAUUGUUCAGAAGUUCUUCCUGAUGUGUUGAUUGUAUAAACCACUGCAGGGACAGAGUUGGUGUCUCAGAUACUUUAACUGGAUUCAAUCUCUGUCCAAUGUUAAUGUCCAGCUCCCUCUAUUGACUUUUACAGUGUAGAAUUGUUUAACCAGAAGGAAUAAUGAAAAGCACUUAUAGACUUUUAUUAUUUUAAGGUGCCAUUGUUAAAUUGUGUGUGUAAGUAUCAAUGGUUGCAUUUAUUUCCUUACAUUGUUUAACUCCCGGUAUUUUAUUUAUUCAUUUUUUGGUGUGUUUUUGCUUCAUGUUAUCUUCUUUUUACUGCCCUGUGUGUGAAAAUCACCAUACUGUAUGAAAUGCAGUCUGUUGUCAUAUAACAGCUGUCUGUUCUGUAUACUAACAUCUGGACUGCAGGAGGCUGAAACUGUGAUUGUUUGGAAAUAAAAAGAUUUUUGUUUUAA
This is a messenger RNA of Dicentrarchus labrax (European seabass), 2619 nucleotides long. RefSeq names its product butyrophilin subfamily 1 member A1-like. The record is from RefSeq and is a predicted model, not a curated record. NCBI's taxonomy places the organism in Eukaryota, Metazoa, Chordata, Actinopteri, Moronidae. The coding region runs from base 239 to 1186 and encodes 315 amino acids. The transcript has 7 exons.